Molecule: messenger RNA, 1944 nt
Organism: Selaginella moellendorffii
Lineage: Eukaryota; Viridiplantae; Streptophyta; Lycopodiopsida; Selaginellales; Selaginellaceae
Product: L-type lectin-domain containing receptor kinase IV.1
Exons: 1
Coding region: 1-1944 (647 amino acids)
Biological process (GO): protein phosphorylation
Cellular component (GO): plasma membrane
Molecular function (GO): protein kinase activity; ATP binding; carbohydrate binding
Source: RefSeq, a predicted model, not a curated record
AUGAGGAAAGAUACUUUGCUGUUCGCCGCAUUAGCCAUUAUCUCAGUGAGAUGCUCGCUUGCAGGUGAAGCGAUUAGUUUCGAUCUGCGACCAUCAUUCAAACAGAGUCAAGCUCUUCUUAUACAAGGACAAGCUAGAGCCACAAAUGAAAGUUUGGAGCUUACCGGAGCGUUCGAUUCCUCCAUCAUAAACGCUGGCCGGGUCUUCUAUGCUUUGCCUAUCAGGUUCGUCCACCAGUCUGGCAAAAACAUCCGGAUCUCCUCAUUCAACACCGUCUUUGAGUUCCAAGUAAACAGUGCUCUGGACCGCUCCAACUGUAAACAAGGCGACGGGUUUGCCUUCGUUGCUGCAGCGAGCGCUAGCAGCCCACCCAAUGGAAGCGAUGCUGGAUAUCUCGGCCUGAUGAACUCUUCCACUGCCGGUAAUGCAUCCAACCAUCUGUUUGCUGUAGAGUUUGACAGCGUCCAGAACGUUGAGUUUGCCGAUCCACCAUGGAGUCACGUCGGUGUGAAUGUUAACAGCAUGAUCUCGCUUGAAACAGCCCGUUGGGAACGCCCUUCCUUUCCACCAUUCAAGACCGCAAACUCCAAAGCGUGGAUAGACUAUGAUGCUUCAACUGAUGUGUUGCAGGUCCGUGUUUCGAAUGAAAACAUCGGGGUCAAGCCAGCAAACGCGCUUCUCGCGGUAUCGGGGCUCCAACUAUCUGAGGUUUUCCACAGGAGUAUGUUCAUUGGCUUUUCCGCCUCUUCUGGCUCCUGCAACGACAGCCACGAGAUCAUGAGAUGGCAAUUCGACUCAAACUACAAAAAUCACCGAUCGUCACCUCCGUCUCGGCAUCGAGAUUCAAAGUCGAAGACGGCAGCUCUUGGCUUUGCUAGCCAAAUCUAUCCCGUGCUUGGCAUAGCACUAGUAGCCGUGGGACUCGCGUCGCUUUGGUACGUAUGCCUGGGAAAACCGAUCUUGAAGAGCUUUCAUCGAAAUGGAUGCAAACUGUUAGCUCACUUUAGCUAUGACGAUAUCAGCCGAGCUACCGGGAGAUUUGACGAGAGACUUGUCCUUGGCCGUGGAGCAUUUGGAACAGUGUACAAAGCCGAGUUUAAAGGCCCGACGACUGUCGCAGUGAAGAUCUUGGCGCAAACCGGUUUGGAAGUCGAGCACCAGUUCCUGGCGGAGCUCUCCACACUGGGAAAGAUCAAACACCCGAACUUAGUCGAUCUCCAAGGUUGGUGUCACUCUAGAGGAAAGCUCAUGCUAGUCUACGAGUACUUACCGAAUGGAAGCUUGGACAGACACCUUUUCUCCGAGAGCGAAAAGUUCCUCUCAUGGGAGAGAAGGUCCCAGAUCAUCCAUGGAGUCGCGGAAGCCAUCAAGUUUCUCCACCAGGGACACGAGGAAUGCAUCCUCCACAGAGAUAUCAAGGCCGCAAACGUUCUUCUCGACAAGAACUUCAAGGCCAAGCUCGGGGAUUUCGGCCUGGCAAGGCUCUUCGAUCACACCGACCAGGGAGUCCUCCAGACGAUGACGAGAGUUGGGACGGCCGGCUACAUCGCUCCAGAGCUCGCGUUCGCGGGCAAGGCCACGGAGAAAUCCGACGUCUACAGCUUUGGCGUCUUGAUCCUGGAGAUUGUCACGGGGCGGCGAACGAUCUCCCUCGCCUGCUCGAAAACGCUCAUCGAUCGAGUGUGGGGGAUGCAAGAGAGCAAUGCGCUGCUGGAGAUUGUCGACGAGAGGAUGCGGUCGAGCUACAAUCCGGACGAGGCGAGAAUGCUGCUCCAUCUGGGGCUCACCUGCUGUAGCAUGGACGCGGACGAGCGCCCGACGAUGGGCGAGUGCUGUAAGAUCCUUGGCGGCGAGAUGCCGGCCCCCGAUCCCCCCGCCGCGCAGCCGCUAGCGGCGCUCUGCAGCUACUAUCGUAAGAUGACUACUCGCGAGCAAGAACCCUAA